UAUAAAUUUACUUCUAAUUAACUGCCGCACGAACCCAAAAAGCAAAAAAAAAAAACAGAGAAAGCGCGAUGAAAAUUGCUCCAAUGAAACCUCACUUCUUUAAACCAAUUUUACCAAAUUUCAAGCAUGGAAUUAAAAUCCCAAUAGCUUUUUCCAAGCAUCUGAAGGGAAUUAAUCAAGAACGUGCAAUAUUGAGAAGGGGUGGUAAGAAGUGGUGUGUGAAAGUGAACGGACGGCUAUUAGGAGAGGGUUGGGCAAAGUUUGUAGAGGAACAUGAUUUACAGUUGGGAGAUGUAUUGAUUUUCAGACAUGAAGGAGCAAUGGAGUUUGAAGUUUCCGUCUUUGAUUCAAAUCAAUUUGAGAGAAAAUACGAACAUACUGCGGAAGGAGUUAAUGAAGCAGGAGAGGAAAUCAAUCAUACAUGCAAGAAAUUCACAUCACAAGCAAAAACAACAAAAAAGCCAAAGCUCGACAGCAAGUCACCACACGAAGUUUUCCCCAAAGUAGAAGCUGAAGAUAACAUGCCUCUCGGUCGCCCUCAUUUCAUUUAUACUAUCACACCUUAUUUCCUUUCACGGGAUCAUUUGCAACUUCCAGUCCCAUUUGCUCGGGAUAACGGUCUCACGGACAGGAAAUGUAUGAUAACAAUAAGGGAUGAGCAAAGGUCUUGGAAACUUAUACUAUAUUCGUCUGGCGCACACACCUACAUUAGCGGUACAUGGCGUAAAUUCUGCAUCGCAAAUUGCUUAAAGGAGGGAGAUCAGAUAAUGCUUGAGAUUGUUGCAAAAGGAAAGAAUCCUAUAUUGAGAUUUUACGAUCUGAGAGCAAAUGCAUCACUUCAUCCCGAAGGAAAGAAGCCUAAUUUGGAUGCUAAAAGAGCUUCAUCCCGCAGGAAAGAAACAAAUGUACUAGCUUCAACAUCUGCUAAUGCUGACGGUCACUUUGUUACUAUUAUUAAGCCUUAUGCCGUCAUCCGACCUCUCCUUUAUCUUCCAAUGGCUUUUGCAAGACCAAAUGGCUUGAUGAGACGUACUAAAAUGAUUCUCAGAGAUGAGAAAGGAAGAUCAUGGUCAGUGCAACUAGGACCACUGGGACCUCGUUUUGGAAUUACCAAGGGAUGGCGACAGUACAGAGAAGCAAAUGCUGUCCACGUAGGAGAUACUUACAAGUUUGAACUCAUCGACAAUGGAAUGAUACCUGUAGCGUAUUUUCGUAUUUUAAAGCAAGAUCUGAGAGAAAAUGCAUCAUUUCACCCCGAAGAAAAGAAGUCUAAGUUGGACGCUAAUGCUAACCGUCAAUUUGUUUCUACUAUUAAUCCCUAUUCCUUCCGCAAGCCUUACCUCCUAAGUAAUUUGGAUUAACUUUAGUUAAGCCCUUAUUAGCUAUGAUCUUCUGUAGUAGUUUCUCUUUUCUUAUGAUAACGCGACAUUGAUUGGGAUAAAACUUGAGCAGUAUCUUCCAUUGGCCUUUUCAAAAUCAAAUGGCUUGGUGAAUAGACGUUGCAAGAUGAUUCUCCAAUGAUACCAAAUGGUAUCUACAACACCAAAAUAGUCCACAAACAGUCACAACAACACUCCUAAAUCCGCAACAACAAGACAACAAUACCAUACAAAAAGCAAAUGCAAACUUAAAACAAUAGAAGGAUAGGUAACUUGACACAAAGAGAACACAUAAUGUAGCAACUAAAGAGUAAAUUAAACUCUAAAACCUCUACAAAAUACGUUAACAAGCAC
Molecule: messenger RNA, 1733 nt
Organism: Capsicum annuum
Lineage: Eukaryota; Viridiplantae; Streptophyta; Magnoliopsida; Solanales; Solanaceae
Product: B3 domain-containing protein REM10
Exons: 7
Coding region: 69-1361 (430 amino acids)
Molecular function (GO): DNA binding
Source: RefSeq, a predicted model, not a curated record